AUCAAAAUGGCGUCUUUCACGGGGUAGUUCAUAUCCGCCGCAUACUGUAUCGUUUUCGUCAAUAGUGAUCGUGACUUUUGCUUUGUUUUAUAUAGUCUAGUGAACAUUUAUUCAGUGUUACAGUGGAAAAUUUACGUCAAAACUUCAUGAACAGUCGUGUGGAAUACUUUGAUACAAGUUUUCGCAAAGAGAUUCGUGCCGCAGCCCGAGUGACGAUGUGCAAUGACGGCUGAGACAGAGGCGCGUCGAACACGGCGCGCUCACAGGCGACAUGUCAUUUUUUAAUAACCUCAAAAAGGUCCUGCACCUGGGCAGCGGCCAUGACACGAAGAAGAAAAAAGUGUUCGCGAACAUCCGCGACAACAGCGACCCCGCCGAGAAUUGGGACAUGAUUGGCGAGCUCGGCGAUGGCGCUUUUGGCAAGGUGUACAAAGCGCAGCACAAGACUACGGGCCAGCUGGCGGCGGCCAAGAUGUGCGUGCUGGACAACGAGGACGAUCUAGCUGACUUCACCGUCGAGAUCGACAUCCUGUCCGAGUGCCGCCACCCCAACGUGGUCGAGCUCCACGAGGCGUACUUCAUCGACAACAAAUUAUGGAUGCUGCUGGAGUACUGCGACGGUGGCGCCCUCGACUCGGUGAUGGCUGAGUUGGAGAAGGGCCUCAACGAACAGCAGAUCGCGUACGUCUGCCGGGAGAUGUGCAGGGGCCUGGAGUUCCUGCACAGUCAGAAAGUGAUCCAUCGGGACUUGAAGGCGGGCAAUGUGCUGGCGACCAUGAGCGGCGGCGUCAAACUCGCUGAUUUCGGUGUCUCCGCAAAAAACAAGUCGACUCUUCAGAAGCACGACACGUUCAUCGGCACGCCGUACUGGAUGGCGCCCGAGGUCGUCUUGUGCGAGACCUUCAGGGACAACCCUUAUGAUUUUAAGGUGGACAUAUGGUCGCUGGGCAUCACGCUGAUCGAGUUCGCGCAAGUGGAGCCGCCGAACCACGAGAUGACGCCGAUGCGAGUGCUGCUGAAGAUACAGAAGAGCCCCCCGCCCACGCUGGAGCACCCGGCCGCCUGGAGCCCGGCCUUCAACGACAUCAUCGCCUGCGCGCUCGUCAAGGACCCCGAGAAGCGGCCGACGGCGUCGCAGCUGCUGCAGCACGCGUUCGUGCGCGCGGCGCCGGACGCGCGGCCGCUGCGCGCGCUGCUGCUGGAGUUCCGCGCCGAGGUCGUCGAGGAGGAGCUGCUCGACGACGACGCUGAGAACAAGUUGAGGAGAGGCAAAACCAAGCUUAAUAAGGAGCAGUAUCAGCGAAUCGCUUCCGAACCGGAACUGCAGCCGCGCGGACGUCCGCCUGCGUCGAAGGAGCACCGCAGUUCCCAGAUGCAUAUGGAGAUGGAAGAUGACUCCACGUCGGUCCGCUCCGGGGACACGCCAGACGUCAAGAUGUCGGACCCGGAGCCGGCGGCGGGCGCGACCCCGCAGCCGCCGCCGGCCGCGCGCCCGCGCUCCCCACCCGCCGGCUCUCUGCCCCCCGCACCCGCCCCCGCCCCGGCCGCAGUCAAGCGCCGCGGCGAGGACGGCGGCGCGGCUGACAAGAACAAGCCGGCGCCGAAGAAAGAGAAAGGACCCGCGCCCCCGCCGCCCGCCAGCCCGCCCGCCUCCCCGCAGUCGGACCCCGGCCCCCACCCGCCCGCCGCCGCCCCCUCCCCGCCCACACACCCCACACACACCACACACACCACACAGACCACUCAGAGCAAGAAGCCCCCCGCCCCCCCGCCGCCGCAGGCCGUCGGCAAGCUUAUUGUGGAUCAGGUAUGCCGAGAGGCCGAAAAGGCGGUAGAGAACAAAACGGACAUCUCACCAGACAAAACACCAAAGGAAUCGGAACCGGCCGAACUUACCCGAACGCCGACCGAACUUACCCGAACGCCGGCCGAACUUACCCAAACACCGGCCGAACCUACCCGAACGCCGGGCGAACAAACACGAACGCCGGCCGAACCUACCCAAACGCCGGCCGAACUUACCCGAACGCCGGCCGAACUUACCCGAACGCCGGCCGAACAUACCCGAACGCCGGCCGAACUUACCCGAACGCCGUCAUUAGAAAUCAUCAAAGAAAAAUCAAAUUCCAUAGACAAAGUCGACAGAAUAGACAAAGAUAAUAGAAUAAAGAUAGAUGGAUUAGCAGAAAUCAAAGAAAUGAAGAGAAAUUCUGAAGAAAAAACGUCUAUAGCGGAAAAAAGGCGGUCGUUUGCGGAUAAAAUUAAUGAUUUCAAAGAUUCCAACAAUUUUAUUGACGAACACAAAGUAUUACAUAUCAAAGAUGAUAUUAGAAAUGAGAAAAACAGUUCGUUUGAAGAGAAGAGGAAGUCUUUAGAGCAGAAAUUCAAUAACAACGUCGAAAGACACAGAAACUCAUUUGAAAGUACAAUUUCAGUGGAGGAAAGAGUCGAAAAGAGAUUGGAAGACGCUAGAAACUCAAUUUUACUCGACAAGAGCAAUUCAGUGGGAGAGAUUGUGGAGAAAAUUGAGAAUGAUAGGAGAAUUAGUGAUAAUAGAGAUGUGGACGGUAUUAAAGUCAACGUGGAAGUUAAUAGGGUGGAGAAUAGAGACGACAAGAUAAGAUCGCAACAGAAUUUGGUGGAAGUCAGGCCUGUUACGCCGUCGAAGGAGCAAUCGUCAGCGGUGGUCGUGGUCCCCAGUUCGGUGGUGGUGUUCUCACCCAACUCCCUCGGGGGCAGCGGCUGCGGCCUCGUCACCGUCACCACCACGCACCCCCCCGUCCUCGCCAACAGCGCUGAGCUCCCGCCGCACGCCGUGACGAUAUCGACGACGCCGCCGAUAGCGGACGAGGUGGUGGUCAUCAGCGCCGGCUGCUCCUCGGACGAGGACUGCGUGGCGCCGUCCUCGCUGGACUCGCUGGACGUGGGUUUGUCAACAGAGAAGCGCGGUCGCCGCCUCGACAGCAGCGAGGUACUGAUACUGAGCCCCGGCGCCGCAGACUCGGGCGUCUUCGACGACAGCGGACACCACGCCGCCAACCUGGACACGUCGCACGUGUCAGUGGUCACAGUAGACAACGAACAAGUGAGGGUGGUCGACUCUCACAACGCGCAGUACGAGAAAUAUGAGAGUCGCGCGACAACGAGGCUCAGCGUCGACAGCACCGUGCACCUGGGUCACUCGGACAGCGGGUCGCUGGCGUCGUCGUCGUCGCGCGCGGCGGCGGACGCUGACGCGGACUCGCUGGCCGAGAGCUCGCACCAUGCCAACGGCGGCUCCAGAGUGAACACGGAACAUCAAGUGGUCGAGAACGGUGAGCCGGUCGUGUUGAGACGGAAACAGGAACAGCCGAAUAGGAUACAGAGGUCGAAGGAGGACGUGCAGCUCGCCAACCUGCGCAAGAAGACGCGCAAGCGCACGCGCAAGUUCGAGAUCGACGGCGUCGUCGUCACCACCACCACCUCCAAGGUGAUAUGGGGCGACGAGGAGAGCGGGCGCACGUGGGACGACCACGCGCUGCGCAAGCAGGAGCUGCGCGAGAUCAAGAUGCUGCAGAAGCAGGAGCAGAAGCAGUUCCAGGACCUCAACGCCAAGGAGACGCAGCUGAGGGAACAGCAAGACAAGAGAUUCGAAGCGGAGCAAGCGUCGCUGUCGCGCGCGCACGCGUCGGAGCUGGAGACGCUGGCGCGCGCACAGCGAGCGAGCGCUGAGCGCGCGGAGCUGCAGCUGGAGGCGGAGCUGCGGCUGGCGCUCAAGCGGCUGCGCGCGGAGCACGAGCGCGAUCUGCGCCACUUCCGGGACACGCUCAAGCAGGAGCUGCGGCUGCUCAAACAGGAAGUCGAACUAGUGGCCAAAGACCGUCGCAAGGAAGCUUACAGACAGCGGCGCGUCAGACUCGACGCGGAACACGCGGAGAGGGAGAAAGCUUUCGUCGCGAGCUUAGCCGAAGCUUCCGACUCUGUUCUCAGAAGGAUACACGACAAUCACCGCGAUCGGCAAGCUCUGGCCGACCGACAGUAUUUGCAACAAAGGCAACAGAUAAUGCGCACCCGAGAAGCGGCGUUCUGGGAGCUCGAAGAGAAACAGAUACACGAAAGGCACCAAUUAGCCAAGCGACAAAUAAAGGAGGAGUUCUUGUUGCGACGACACCAGAUGCUGGUGCGGCAUGACAAGGAACUGGAUCAGAUACGAAGGAAGAACACCCGCAAAGAGGAGGAAUUAGCCAAAUGUCAAGCGUUAGAAAAGAGGUCCUUGCCGAAGCGGAUACGAGCCGAGCAGAAAGCGAGGGAGAUGAUGUUUCGGGAGUCGCUGCGGAUAUCCGCCGGCAAUGCGGACCCUCACAGGGACAAGCUCAAGAAGUUCCAAGAGAAUGAGAAGCGGCGGUAUCGCGCGGAGCACGAGCGCCUCGCGACCAAACACGCCAAAGCCAGAGAGGAGCUCCGGGCGGCCGGCGAGGCGUUGCUGCGCGAAUUGGAGCAGUACCAGAACGAGAAGCGCAAGGCGCUGACCAACCACGAGAGCAACAAGAUCAAGGCCGCUGAGGAGAGGUACUCCUCGGAGCUGAGGGAGUGGCGCGCCAAGCUCGGCAGCAGGAAGAUGGCACUGGAAGACGACUUCGCGGCGCAAUUGGAGGACCAAGAGCGGCAAGCGACUCAAAACGCGAGGCUACCGUCGACCUUGCCACACCACAGCUCAACAUUGCACUCGUCGCGGACCAGCCUCGCCUCCAGUCAUUAUGACUGAUUUUUAGACUUAAGACAAUUACUUUCAGGAAUUUCUUCGCGCAAAUUUACAAGAAUAGAAUAAUCAUUAUUUUAAAAACAUCAACAAAGAACUCUAAUCUGUUUAUGAAGAGUAGAAAAUAAAUGGUAGCGAUCUGUCCUCUUAGCUGGCAACACCGUAUUUAUCAACCCAUGUUAAGUAAAACUCCUUACGACACAAUCUGAUUGCCCAAUUUGAUUGCCGAUUGAAUUGGGUACUAUCUGAUCGUCAACCACAGGGCACAACUAAAUCGCCAAUUUCAGUAUUUGACUGUGCAAUCCCAAAUCGGGCGAUGCCGACCACCCAAUGACCUUGAAUUUCAUAUUCCGUCCACACGACCCAAUUUGAUUGUCAACCUAAUCAAAUUGAUCAUAAAAUUGGGUCGUCUGGAAGGGGUUUAAGACUGGAGCUUAUACUCCCAAGAAAUUUGAUCAAAGUAUGUGUAUUGUUAUGCGUUAAAUCUGUAGUCGUGUCUCUCCUUACCCAAUCUAAUAUGUCACUUUUGACAUCUGUCAGUCUAUAGCUAGAACUGUCGAAAAAUGUAUUUUGUUAUUAUUAUUUCUUUAUAUAGUACUAGCGGCUCGUCCCGGCUUCGCUCGGGUAAAAACGGAAUAAAUGAAACACCUAAACCUUUCUCAGUAAUCACUCUAUCUAUGGGUGAAAACCGCAUGAAAAUCGUUGCAGUAGUUUUUGACAGACAGAAGCGGUAGAGGACUUGGUAUUAUAAUGGAUUUUAUACUAGUUUUAGUAGUUCUGAUUUUGGAACAAUAAAUAUUGUGUGCCCUCCGUUACAAGGUUGCAUUUAUGAAUUUUGACGUAAUAAUAAUAAUUCUUUAUUGCAGACACAAUAUCCAUAUCACAAAAUAAAUAAAUAUAAAAUAAAGUAAAAAUACAUUAAAAAAAACAAAUGUUGUUCACUAAAAACUUAUUUACUUAUUAAUGGUAAUAGGUAACUACCCAUUACCAUGCGUCAAUUUAACCCAACACUUGUAUGUUGUGGUCGUCAGCAGUCGUGUGGACAGGCUGCGGAUAAUUUCGUUUUUACACCUAUAGACUCCCGACAUAAAAGAAGCUAUUCUUUUUCUAUGAAUAGCGCUAAAUGUCGCGUAUUGUCGAAUGUGACCUAUCAAAUUGGCCCUACUUUUAUACGGCGACUAUAAAUGUUAUAUAUCUACGUUACGUGCCAGCACACUAUCCGCGAAUCUGUGUACAUUGCUUAUUUUUUCAUUGUGGUCAAUAAAAGCACUGAUACUAACUACGCAAUACUCAUUCGCGUCGGCAUCCGUCCGAGUUCCGCGACAGUGUGGAGCCUGCAUAAGAAAUGUCGGGAUUCCAAUGAACGAGAUAGCAACAUGUACCUUGUAUCAAAUGGCUAUUGGUAGAACUGGCUCCAAUAUAAAUCUAUAAAAGAUUUAUGUUAUCAACCAAUCUUGAUCAUUAUAUUUAUACAUAUAUUUGCUAUAUAAUAUAGCAUACACAAAGUAAUGUACUUAAAAAUAGUUUAAAAAAACACGUUAACAUCCUUUUUCUUCUCUUUGUGGACAGACUGGAUGUCAUUUUGGACAAUUUAAAAAAAAAAAACUUAUUAAUCGAGCUACAAACCAACGAUUAAGCUAAUAAUGGCAUAUUUGUUACUGUCAAAAAGCUUACUGCGAAACAGUUUGGUUCUACUAGUUGAACUUGAGAUUUACCAGAGAAAUAUGUGACGUUCCACGGAUAUAAAUACCUUAUGGGCGGUGUUUAUAUGUUUUUAUUGUUGAUCUGAAUAGUUUUUAAUUAGCAGAUUACAGAGAUGUCCAUAACUAAAUAUCGACGAUUACUUAUGUCCGUGGAUCGUUACAUAUUGUACACAUCGACAAUAACGUCUUUGCCCGUUACAUAUUUAACCGGUAAAUCAUAGUUGUAGUGGAAAAUCUUAAGAUUGACCGUAAUUCUACUUUUACGGUAACAUAAGCAUUGCCCGUCCCGAAAAUUGGGAUAUUUAAAGAUUAAUGUUAAAAGGUGCUGUGGUCCAACUAUUUUUAAAGUUGGACAACUGGCCCUAUUAAAGGCCCGUGGUCCAACUAGUUGGACGGAGCAGUUGGACAACUGCCCCUAAUAAAGGCCCGUGGUCCUACUAGUUGGACGCAGCAGUUGGACAACUGGCCCUAUUAAAGGCCCGUGGUCCUACUAGUUGGACGGAGCAGUUGGACAACUGCCCCUAAUAAAGGCCCGUGGUCCAACUAGUUGGACGGAGCAGUUGGACAACUGCCCCUAAUAAAGGCCCGUGGUCCAACUAGUUGGACGGAGCAGUUGGACAACUGCCCCUAAUAAAGGCCCGUGGUCCUACUAGUUGGACGGAGCAGUUGGACAACUGCCCCUAAUAAAGGCCCGUGGUCCUACUAGUUGGACGCAGCAGUUGGACAACUGCCCCUAAUAAAGGCCCGUGGUCCUACUAGUUGGACGCAGCAGUUGGACAACUGCCCCUAAUAAAGGCCCGUGGUCCUACUAGUUGGACGCAGCAGUUGGACAACUGGCCCUAUUAAAGGCCCGUGGUCCUACUAGUUGGACGCAGCAGUUGGACCACUGGCCCUGGACUGAAAUACAUAUGAAAGGAAUAUGCCUUACAACAUGUACGUAUGAAAAUUGUCUUAAAACUAGAUUUUUGUCCAUAAGUGCCAAGUAUUUUGAGCUUUCCUAUAUCGUAUUGUGAAGGGAGUAUUUUACUGGUCAGGCGCGGAUCCAGCGGUAUGGGCACAGUGGGCAUGCCCACAACCAAAACGUCACAAAACAAAAUUUAAUACAGAAAAUAAUUUAUUUUUACGUACCAUCUUUGAAAAUCAUAGUAUUAUGUCACUUUUACAAUGGUCAAAUCUCAAUAUUGUUAUAUAUACAAGGAUUAGUUUGUUGCGUUUAUUUUUUCGCAAUAAGCACGCGAUCCUUUCUAUCAAUGAUAUUUUAAGCUUUUAGCGCAUAAAAAUAUUCGAUUGUCAACCCCCCUUUUUUGAGGACUGGAUCCACGUCUGACUCUGUUAACAAUUUUUCUCAAAAGCAAUUAUUUAGGUAUACAACUAAAUAAUUGAAACACAAUUAUAAGGAAAUUAGUAAAAUUAUGUAAAAUUUUAUUCGUAAAAUAUGUAAUUACCCCUAUGAUAAAAAAUAUGAAAUUGAUACAUAUUGAAAAAAAAACAUCCGUAGUUCGCAGUUUCGUCUAUUAUUUUUUUACCGUAUGUAAAUGUACAUAUUAUAACAAGGAAUUUUACUAAAACAACUUAAAAAUCUAUUUUUUAUGUUUAAAUAAAAUAAAAAUAUAACCUAUUUAAUGAGACACGGAUGAAACGUACUGAAGAUAGUCGAAGUAUAUUUUGUCCUUGUCUCACUUUACAUAUUUGGCGUUGACAGAACGAGACAAAACAUGUUUUAAUUAAUAAAUAUCUUAUUUAUAAAACGCCAGGGACUGAAAGUUCAAAACUAGCUCAAAGUGUAAGGAAUUGAAGAGAAACAAGGUGCUUUUUAAAUUAUUUGCGUAGGCGGUUGUCGAUGGGGUCAUGUCAGACUGAUGUCUUUAAGGGUCCUGAGUAAAAUCUGACACCAGUGUUAGUAAUAAACACAUACAAACACGCUCUUUAAAAACUCAUUUUUUAAUGAGCUUUAUUUUGCUUAAAAAUCACGCUAGUCUCUAUAAAGAGUAGAAUAUAAAUGAAGGCCCUGAGUCCUAUUGGCUGGCCACACUAGGUGUUUAUCAACCAAUCCUGACUAUUGUAUUUGGUGUUGCAAUGGCAAAAAAUGUAUCGUUAAAUAUCGAUUUUCUCCCUUUACUGAGACUGUGUCAGUAACUGACUGAAGUUUUAAUGUAUAUCGCACCAAAAUUAUAAAUCCUAACUAAUAUUAUAAAUAUGUUUGUUAACUUUUCACGCUCUAUCUACUAAACCAAUCUACUUGAAAUUUUGCACACGUCUGUAUAUGGAGGAGGACAUAGGGUACCUUUCAUCCCGGAUAAAUUACUGUUUCUGUGGGAAAUUCACGUGGACGAAGCCACGGACAAAAGCUGGUAGUUAUAUAGAAGCACGAAAAUCCUAGGCCUUAUCGUAAAAGCUAAAAUUUAGCUUGUUGUUAGGGUAACAAAGCGGUGAAACAAAUUUUGUAGGCUGAAGAAAACUAAGACAUACUAUUUGCUAUUCCUUAUGAUAAAAAUAUAUAAAAAUUAUAUAUUUACAUAGGGCCAUAUAACCUGAUAUAAUACGAGUCUUAUAGAUCUCUCUUUCAUCUUGCGUAAUAAGAAAGAAAUGGCAAUAUUAGUGGGCAAAGAAUUAAUUGCAAUGGCGGCAGUCAGUUACCAUCUUUGAAUGUUCCAAUAAAUCGAAAUUUUUCGUUGGAAUUUUCGUCGUCCCAAUUGUUUUGGAAGAUGUUAUGAAGAAAUUGAAUAUUAAUUGUUAAUAUUUCGACUGAAAUUGUUGUCACUAUGAUUAAGAUGUGUUCGUAGAAAAUAUAUGUGUGGAAUUGCUGAAUAUUUCGGAUACAAUGACUUUCGGGAUGAUUCAUAUGAUAAAUCCAUUUUCUGUCACUGUCUAGUCUAGACAAUGAGAAUAUAGGAAUGAUAAGUUUAUCCAAAACUACAAUGUACGGCGGCGCUAGUAUCUUAGCAAGUCAAUAUAAUAUUAUGAAUUUUCAUUAGUUCCAAUAUUUGCCGCGGAAUUGGCGGGCGGAGUAAAAAUAUAGGAUGGUUGCCAUUAAUUAAAAUUAUUAUCAGCAAUAUUUUCAUGUGUGACGUCACUUUCGAUGCAACUAAAAACGGUACCAAAUAUUAGGUAACUAAAAGAGAGAAUCAUAAAAAAAUUCAUAAAUUUUUUAAGUCACCCAAAUGCAUUUAAAUAUAUUUUUUUUAUGCCACUACCCUAUUCGCACGGUACUUUGAAAUUAGUUUUAUAAAGCGAAUCGAUGAAUUAAAAAAAUCUUAAUAAGAGAUUAUAUCGAAUAUAUUUUCGAUCAAAGUAUUUAAAUCGUUACAGAGAAUGAUCGGAAAUGAGCUACUUAAGUUUAUUUAUAAGAUUUAUUUUAAGCUUAUAAAUGUAUUAUAGAUGCGACUUCGUUUAACUUUUUGGGUUAAUAAAUUACUAAAAUUAAAAACUUACAAAACAUAUAUUUCAUAUCAAAGAUAUCAAAACCUAUUUUUACAUAGCUUUUGCGACAUUUUCUUUUAUUUAAUUUCAAACGUAUCAUUAAAUCAACAAAUUAUUAAUUUUUAUAAUUUAUGGCAGCGAGAUUGUACACAUUUGUGGCCAUCCAAAUCAAAAGAGACUUUAUGGCGGCUGGCACUUAGUCCCUUAUUGCCGUUGUUCGAAUACAACACAACGACAAUAAUGGUAAAGUGUUGGGCGCCAUAAGGUCCCUUUAGAUUUGGACGGCCAAAUUUAAUGUUGAAUCUCGCUCAAAGUCGCUCAAACACUUAAAAUCUUUAAUUUAUAAUUGAUUUAUGUAAUUUUUCUUUGUCUGUGUUUUUUAAGACCUUAAAUUUGGCUUUCUUUUAUAUAUGAAAAAAAAAACUAUGUAUCAAAUCAUACGUCUUCAAUAUUUGGUCAUGGCAUGACAUGGUCUUUCAAUAUUUUUCCAUUAUAAUCAUAAGGCUAAUUUCGAAGAAUGGAUAGUUUAUAAGUUAUUCAUAAAAAAGUUAUAACUUAAGCUAAAAUAAUGUUUUAUCUUUUUCAAUUUUAAAUAUUAUAAAGCGACAAAACAUAUUUUAGCUUAAAGUACGUUUCAACUUUUCUAUGAAUCGAAACGGGGUCAAUCAAAAAAUCACUGAAACCAAAUGUUGUCUCCUGAGAUUUUUAAAUUUUAAUUUGGCCUAUUAUCCGUGUAAUCAAAUGGAAUAGUGUCAAAUAUGUUUCAAACCGAUUAAUUAAAUAUUAAGUCUUUUUAAUUGAGAAUAUGUAUAUUUUGUACAGAGACAUAACAUAGUAGAAGCGACUGAAGUGUAGAUAUAAUUAUAUAUUUUAUAUGUACAGUAAGAUAAGAUUUAGUUAAGUUUUGUCGCUAGUUUGGACUGUGUGUCGGACUGUUACAGUUUAUUACUAACGCUUAACGAAAUUAUAUUCGCGGCUAAAAUAUUUUUAUUUCACGAUUUUAUAGCUUUUAUCUAAAAUUUAUUGCACAGUCUAAAAUUAAAUACUAGUAAAAAAAAAACACUGUAAUAAUGUGGCAAAAAUAAUUUGCAAAAAAUAUCAAAACAUAUUGUUUUAAACUCUUUAGUUAGUUACUCUAAAGUCAAUAUUUUUUGUUUACAGUUUGAUUAAUUUUGCGCGUGGCCGAAAAACGAAUUAUAAUAGCUAUUAUAUAUUACUUUCUUUCGCACGAAUGUAGGUGACGCCCAUCAAUAAAUGUCAAAUCAUCUUUAUCAGAUUGUUACUACGAUACUAUGAAUAUACACGCUAAUAUGAGGACCAAUCAACUCCUAAGGUAUCUACUACUUUUCCACUACAUUAUCAUGAAUAUCUAGAUACCUUAAUUGUUUACAAUAUUCACGAUAAAAUUGUUUACAAUAUUCACGAUAAAAUUGUUUACAAUUUCGUUGCUUUAAAUUAACAAAAAAGGGCGAGAUUUUGUAUGUAUAUAUAUAUAUCUAAAUUUGAUUAUGAAAAUCGAAACUUUUCCCCGCGUUAUUAAAAAUGAAAAAAUUAUAAUGUAAACAUAAAAUCUAAAGUAUCUAAUUCCAUAAUAUUCUAGUGUUUUACGAAAUCCAAAAAUGUCUAUUAAAAAAUAUGUAUAUUAUUUUUUUAAUAUCAUAAGGACUCAUAGCGCGUACUUUAAAUGUGAUUGAGGCACGAAUGAAAAAAAAAUAAA
Molecule: messenger RNA, 11578 nt
Organism: Plodia interpunctella (Indianmeal moth)
Lineage: Eukaryota; Metazoa; Arthropoda; Insecta; Lepidoptera; Pyralidae
Gene: Slik
Product: serine/threonine-protein kinase 10
Exons: 30
Coding region: 272-4744 (1490 amino acids)
Biological process (GO): protein phosphorylation
Molecular function (GO): ATP binding; protein serine/threonine kinase activity
Source: RefSeq, a predicted model, not a curated record